Molecule: messenger RNA, 2071 nt
Organism: Notolabrus celidotus (New Zealand spotty)
Lineage: Eukaryota; Metazoa; Chordata; Actinopteri; Labriformes; Labridae
Product: natterin-3-like
Exons: 3
Coding region: 371-1546 (391 amino acids)
Source: RefSeq, a predicted model, not a curated record
ACAAAGACCUGCAGCCCCUCACAGAGCUGAGGGUUCACCUCUUUGUUAUAUAGGUUAGCUUAACGCUGCACCUGCUGCUCGCCAGGCUGACUUAAGGUGGACUGACAUUUAAGGUGGACUGACCUUUAAGGUGGACUGAACCUUUAAGGUGGACUGAACCUUUAAGGUGGAUUGACCUUUACGGUAAACGUCUGAUAGAGACAUUAAUAAAAACAAGCCUCACGUGUUGUGUACUUUGAACUCCUGAACGUGAUUAAAUGAAUCCAGGUCAGAGCGGGGUCGAUCAAACUUUACUUUUAUGAUUCAGUCAUAAAGCAGUGAGGGUAUAAAACCUGGAGGAGACCGCAGGAGGACCAACAGAUCAGGAAAGAUGAAGCUCUCUGUGUUGAUGAUGUCGGCCCUGCUGGCUCUGAGUUCAGCCGCUCUGCAGGAAGAGGAGGAGGAGGGGGAGAACCCACCGCCUGAAGAAGUGACCCACCUGAACCCAGACCUGGAAGACAGAGUCCCUGGAAUCACCGCUAACGGAUCCCUGCUGGCUCUCCUGACUCCUUCAGAGGUAGAGAAGAAAAAAUCAGGACAGCCUCUUUCCUCCACUUCCACUCUGAGAUGGCAGACCAUGAAUGGCUCUGUCCCCGUCGAUGCUGUCGUAAUGUACAACAGCUACACCAAGCGCUACGACUACGUGUGCAAAUACGGCUGCUAUGCAGGCUUCUUCAACCCGAGCAUGGGGGCUUAUUGUCGCUACGCCCUUUCAGGGAGAGAGAAGCUUGGGUCCCCGUUUGAGAUGCUGGUGAACAAAGAUAACUUUGAGAUCUUGGAGUGGAAGGGCGGUUCAUGGGGCAGAGUGCCCGAGCAUUCAGUCAAGACCUGCUCUGACUAUGACGUGUAUGUCGGGAGGAAUAGGUUUGGUCUUGGGAAGGUGCAUGCCAGACGUAAGGCCUUCUUCCUGCCCUGGAAGGGUCGCGGGAAAUGGUACAGGACCUACCAGGUCCUGACCGUCAACAAAAACUUCUACAAAGAGGAGGUGCACAGUGUCAGAUUCAACACAAAUUUUACAGUCACAGAGCAUCCUCCAGAGAUCAUGACACAGUCUACCAUCGUUAAUAAUGAGUGUCUCCAUGUAGAUAAAACAUUAACACUCACAAAAACCCACGAGAAGCAGAGUCGGUGGGACACCAGCAUCGGCACAAGGUCUGGGAUCAGCAGCACCAUCACCGCCAGGAUCCCAUUCAUCGGGUCUUUAGGUAUCUCUCUCAGUCUGGAGAAAACAAACCAGUUCUCCUCAGGAGUCACCGUGACCAAGUCCGUCACUUCCUCUGUCUCCAUCAUGCAAACCAUCCCACCAAACCACUCCUGCAAGGUCAGCUUGGUGGGGCGCAGGUACGAGGCAGACAUCCCCUUCACGGCAAUCCUCACCCGCAAGUACAGAGACGGGAGGAUCACAUCGGUGUCCAUCACUGGGACGUUCACGGGUGUCAAUGUAGAUGACAUCCACUCUGUUGUGGAUCGCUGUAGUCCAAUACCAAAUGCUAGUCCGUGCCCUUAAAGACAGCGAGAGACACUUUUUAAGAUAUGUGAUGGUAGAAAUGUGGAAUAAUGAAUGUCAUUUAAAGAGCUGUAACAAUCUGAAAUUACUGCAUGGAGGACAAAAUAAAAUGUACUUUAUUUCUACUGCUGCAUAAAAUAGAAACUUCCAUCCACACUUACAGAAACAUAUCUGCUAGAUAUAUGGCUUUCCCUCCAGAUCCUGCUCCACACUCAAAUAUUUGUUUACUAAAAUGUAUUUGUAAGUUUCAUCAAAUCUAAAUAUCCAAAAUCAGUUUGUUAACUCUGGAGGGUUUAGAGAAACCUGUGUGGAGAUAACGCUCUCACUUAAAACCACCUGAUGCAGAUCAUUUUGUACAGUUUUCUGUGUUCAUCUGUCCUCUGUUUUUUAUACUUUUUUAUUUCAUGUAUGUGUCAGAUUCUUUUCUGUUAUUGGACUCAUCUUUGUUAUAUUUGCCUGUUUGUUAAACCCUGCCCAUAGGAAAAUAAAUUCAGAGAGGAGAUCUCAAAAAUGUUUCAUUUCUGU